AUGCCAAUCUCUGCUUUACAGUUACACAUAUGCAUGCGCAUUCUUUUUUUAUAUCCUUUUUCAUUAAGGUUUACCACAGAUGUUGAAUACAGUUCCCUGUGCUAUAUAGUAGGAGCUUGUUUUUCAUCCAUUUUAAAUGUAAUAGUUUGCAUACCAAUCCCAGACUCUCAGUCCAUCCCUCUCCCUCCCCUCAGCCCCAGCCUUUGCAACCAGAGAGCUGUGUUUUAUUCAAUGGACAAAACUGAGGACUUAAGCCCCUCGGGUAAUGUCUCAGCAUCUCAGAUAACUUGGAAAAACUGCUCCAAAGAUGCAAGAGUGGAGUCAGGAUACAUAGGAGUUUUGGCAACAGGCACCAGGUAG
Molecule: messenger RNA, 360 nt
Organism: Rangifer tarandus platyrhynchus (Svalbard reindeer)
Lineage: Eukaryota; Metazoa; Chordata; Mammalia; Artiodactyla; Cervidae
Source: the annotation of a GenBank genome assembly